GUUGCAGAUCAACAUCACUGUUGCCUCGGUUUAACAGAGCAGGGCGACACUUUUGAACCCAUUGUCAAAAGGGUACACUUUCCAACGAGCAGGUGUUUGUCUACAAGUCGGCUAUACAUCUUCCACAUCAAGAUGUUGGCGUGCACAAAGAUGAUCACUAUGUGCCUUCAGUCGGCGAAAAAUAAGCACCUUCGCUCUCAGCAGGAACAUCCGCAGCCACUGCAUAGCCCUGUUAAUGGACUUCCAAUUUUCAAAGAUAUUUUCUGCCGCGCUGACAAAAACGAUGAUGGAAAACUGUCGUUUGAUGAGUUCAAUGCUUAUUUCGCAGACGGGAUUCUCACCACUGAGGAGUUGCAGGAGCUCUUCUACUCCAUAGAUGGGCGGCAGAAUAACAACCUAGAUACCGACAAACUAUCAGAUGACUUUGCUCAACACUUGGGGGGAUAUGUGAAUGUCCUCUCUGCUCUGGAGAUCCUAAAUGUUGCCAUCUUGGAGGCUAUGAACAAAACUAAAAAGGAGUACCAGGACUCCUCUGUGCUGGGACAGUUUGUGACCCGCUUCAUGCUGAGGGAGACCUCCAGCCAGCUGCUCUCUCUCCAAAUGUCCCUGCAGUGUGCCAUGGAGGCUGUGGAAGAGCAGAGCAGGCCCGCACCUGUUCUACGUGCUGUAGUGCCCUUUGGGGCUUCUACCUUGCCAAGCAGGAGAACUGUCCCAGUCAUACACUCCCUCGGCUUUGGGGAUAGGAGAGCGGUGGAGGUGGCGGAGCAUCCCUCAGCGCAGAGAAACAGCAGACGAUGUGGCCGCAAGUUUCAGAAGAACAUGUGCCUCUCCCCUACCCACCCCUAUUCAGGCAUCCUCACUACAGGAGUGACCAUGGAGAUUGAUGACCACUGGUGCUCCCAGAUCAACAGGCUCCAGCAGCUAUUGGACAAGCUGGAGUGGCAGGGUCCAAAAUUGGAACCUCUGAAAGAAGAUAUGCUGGCCAGUACAUACAAAUCUAACAUCCUGCUGGUGCAGACGCAGAUGACGGCAACGGAGGACCUCGAGGAGUUCCAGAAGCUGCUCAAGGGCUAUGUGGACGCCACGUCCAACCACAGCGACAACUUGCAUGUGUCUAUCCAGAAGCUCGCGGGAAAGUCGUGCUACAUAAUGUAUGAGUUUUGGCAGGAUCGUAUCUCCUGGAUGAGCCACCUGCAGUCCAAUGCCAGUAAGAAAUUCCAGCGCUGUGUCAUUGAUACAUUGGAGGAUUCCGAGCUUGUGUCUACCAUGCUGCUCCCAGCAUCCUGGUGGAUUAUGACUGACUAACUAGCAGCAGACCAUGUAUCCCGCCCCCACAUACACACAACACAACCUCAAGACAAGAAAUUCAACAUUUCAUCCAAGUGUUUCGGUUCAAAGCUACCGGAUACGGAACACUGCAUUAAAACAGCAUCUUGCGGCAUCUUUCUUAUGUACCAGUCAAAAGUUUGCACACACCUACUCAUUCAAGGGUUUGUCUUUGUUUUGACUAUUAUCUA
Messenger RNA from Oncorhynchus nerka (sockeye salmon), 1517 nucleotides. RefSeq names its product N-terminal EF-hand calcium-binding protein 1-like. Gene Ontology annotation, cellular component: endoplasmic reticulum; cytoplasm; Golgi cis cisterna. Lineage: Eukaryota; Metazoa; Chordata; Actinopteri; Salmoniformes; Salmonidae. The coding region runs from base 133 to 1305 and encodes 390 amino acids. Gene Ontology annotation, molecular function: calcium ion binding. The record is from RefSeq and is a predicted model, not a curated record. The transcript has 14 exons. Gene Ontology annotation, biological process: regulation of amyloid precursor protein biosynthetic process.